AUGCCCGCACGGCCUCCUUCUCUUCCUCUGAGAUCUCGCUACGUCCUCCGUUCGUUACAGCAUCGUCAGGCGUUCUCGACGCAGAACUCGCUCAGUGGCGACCAUGGUGACCAUUUCGAUCCGCCAACCGGAUGGCUCUGGGGGGUGAAGCCCGGACACAAAUACGUCAAGGAAGGAUGGGAAGGCCUAUGGACUUAUGGCUUUGUUGGUAGUUUGCUUGUUGCUAGUAUUGUGUAUUGUUUCAAACCUGAUACAUCGAUACAAACAUGGGCCCUGGAAGAGGCCAGAAGACGGCUAGAGAAGGAGGGCAUCCUUGAAGACCCCGACGCGAGAAAAGAGCAAUAA
This is a messenger RNA of Paracoccidioides brasiliensis Pb18, 345 nucleotides long. RefSeq lists its product as uncharacterized. The transcript has 2 exons. The coding region runs from base 1 to 345 and encodes 114 amino acids. The record is from RefSeq and is a predicted model, not a curated record.